AUGCAAAGUCUGCGGAAGCUGGUUAAUAAACCCCGAGUUGACGAUUGGUCCCCACUUGCCAAGUUUUACCAUGCAGAUGAGGCACUCAGCGCGAUAGCCAACGAAUUGGAUUCCUUUGAUGGGCGCAGGGACCCAGACAGAUGUAAUCAGCUGGUCAACAAACUCAGACAGGCUCAGGAUCGGGUUCUGCAGAUAAUCGGUAAGCUUUUCGAAUGCUUUUUUUGGAAUUUAGAUAUCGAUUUUGUAAAGAACAACCACGAAUAAUUUCUCUUUCAUUACUGAAAGGGGCUGCGAUCUUUUUCCGAUGAAUGGGGUGGUUAAUAUAAUUGGAAACUAGUUUGUUGUGAAUGUAUUCGAUUCAUAUUUUCGUGGUGAAUACACGAGGCGAUCAGGCAGCUUAUUAAUAGCAUAACUUUUAACCAAAUUAACUUUGAAAUUUAUUUUAACAUCAAAGUUAACCAUGAGCAAUAUCUAAAACCAAUAAAAACAAAGUCACGUAGCCGAACUAAAAUAAAAAUUAUGUUUCAGCCGAGAUGAUAUCGAUUGUAUUCCCAUCGGAGUCGGAGCGUGCUUGCCGUGAUUACCGCGCCAAGUUCCCCGAUGAAAUCAUUCAUGAUAAUCUUCCCGGUCAGCUGUGGUUCGGGGCCGAAUGCUUAGCCGCAGGAUCAAAUAUUGUCGAACAUGAAGCGGAAAGUGAAGCCAUUAGACCAAUGGCAAGAGCAUUAACACGACAUUUGGAUAAAAUGCGGAAUAUUUUGAAAGAUCAGGCGCUCCGGGAUCCAACGGUUUACACACCCAAGAUCAAGGCCAGUCUCCAUGUUUUCGAUCGAUUGUUUGCCGAAUUUGAGUUCAAGUAAGGGUGUUUGAAUUGAAUUUUGAUUGAGAGAUCGGUCUACUUUGACGGAUAGAUUGACUUGUUUAGAUUUUAUAUGAAUAUUAAACAAAGGUUUUUUUUAAUCUUAUGUAUGUUUGAUUCAGCUAUGUAAGUGCAAUGGUACCAGUCAAAACAAUCGUCGAGUACGAUCACCAACUUGACGUUGCUGUGCUUUUCGCAGAAUGCUUAAAUCGGUAAGAAUGUUUUGGCAUUUUUGUUUCGAUUUUAGGUAUAGUCUUGUGUGGGUAAUAUUCUGAAACUUUACAUGGCUUUAUUACGACCGGCUUGUUAUUGUAAUUGAUGCAAAUUUAUUUGAGAUUGAAGUGGUCCUAUGAUAUUCUAAUGACCUUUUUGUUUUAGCGCCCUAGAGACCGGUUAUUUCUCCAAAGAUCAGAUCGAAGAUGCGGAUCCAACAGUUAUGAUUGCCUUACCCCGAAUUGCAAUUCUUUGGGGACUAACAACGUUUGAAGGAAAUGCCUUGGACCUCAAUCAAGGACGGGAAAACAUAUCAGAGAUGUUCAGACACUUUUAUGAUUUACUCAAAUUAAUCAGAACCCUUCUUAAUCUGGUCGAAGAUGAGAAUCAAAUACUGCUCGAGAACUACUUGAUCACGGGAAUUCCUGAGGAACGACGUACUCUUAGAGAAAAUGACAUAUCAGGUAACCACAGCUUAAAAUUGAGAAUUAUAGUUUAGGUAUCAAGUGUCAUGGUUUUUUUUUUGAAUUUUAGAUCUUGUUUCUACAGCCUCAGCUCUAACUACAAGUAAAUUAGACGACAAAAACCACAUCUUACAUGCCGCUCUCAACGACAUGUCUAACUUUGAACUGACAGAUGAAUUGUAAGUGGUAUACCUAAAAUAUGAAAUCUUGAUUUUUAGUGUAACGCAAGCUAAGAAGAACAUCGAUGAUGUAAUUCACAGACUCUUUGUUUGUAUUUGCGGUGUGGCGGAUCAACUUCAAACAAAUUACUCAUCAGAUAUUCGAAAAAUACUAAAAAUGGUUCUUCAACCAGUUGAAACCAGACCGAUCUAUGAAGUAAGUUCUUUUAAGUAUUAAUAUUUGUGUGUUUAGAUCAGUGGUAAGACUGCUGCCGUCCCACAGAAUAUUGAAGAAACUGGGGUGGAGGUUCAGGAAUCAAUUUCACUUCCAACAACGACAGGUGGGAAGGAUAAUAUAAAUUUUGUUUAUUUUAUGGGAUAUAACUUAUGCUUGUAUUUGAUAAUUGUUGAACAGAGUUUAAAUGGUUUGUUGCAGGUGUGGAAUGGGUUCCGGACGCGGAUUGCGACAACUGUGUUGCUUGUGGCUCAGCUUUCACUUUGGUCCGAAGACGUCAUCACUGCCGAAACUGUGGUCGCAUCUUCUGUUACCGUUGCUCAGGGCACGCCUUGGCGCUUCCGGAAUUGGGUUAUGAACGUCCUGUACGCGUAUGUAACAUUUGCUUUCUCUACAAGAUCAAUCCAUUCACUCCAUGCACAUCUGACGGCCUAACUCAAACUUCAAGGCAUAUUGAAGACAACAACGAAUUAAUCCCAUCGACUUCGACCCAAGACAACUUUGGGACUGUGUAA
This is a messenger RNA of Bursaphelenchus xylophilus (pine wood nematode), 2441 nucleotides long. The record is from the annotation of a GenBank genome assembly. Lineage: Eukaryota; Metazoa; Nematoda; Chromadorea; Rhabditida; Aphelenchoididae.